Messenger RNA from Acanthosepion pharaonis, 831 nucleotides. The record is from the annotation of a GenBank genome assembly. Lineage: Eukaryota; Metazoa; Mollusca; Cephalopoda; Sepiida; Sepiidae.
AUGGUCGGAGCAGUGUUCGCUUGUCUCGGAGUAGAAGUUCUCACAAAGCUGCAAAUCGAUGAUCCAGUCAGUUGUGUCAGCGUGCAUGCAAUAAGCGGAGCAUGGAGUCUCCUUUCUGUUGGUAUUUUCAGUCAACAAGAUAUCAUCAUCCACGAAGACAAUCGAUUCAAUAUUAAUGAUGGAUUAAUUUGGGGAGGCAGCGGUGAACAGUUGAAAGUGCAGUUGCUUGCUGUAGUAGCGAUAGCUGCGUGGUCUUUGUUGAUGUCAUUCAUAUUUCUCAAGUUGGUCACACUGACGUUGAUUGGUAACAAAUUUGAUGAGUCUUCAGAAAUCGAAGAGCAACCUCUCAGUUCUUUCAACGAAAAUUUGCGUUUACAAAGAGGAAGACCAGGAUCUCGUCGUUGUUCACGAUUACUCGGUUCACGUUUCUACAUGACCAGCAAGUGUUAUCCACCAUUUGGUAAUGAAGACACAUUAGAGGAGUCUGGUAAGCUACACUCCCCAAAAUGUCGUCGGAAAACCUUCUUAGGAACGAUCCAACAAUUUCGUCAAAUUGGUCAACGUAACGCCAACAGUCGAGAUUCGGGUUUAAGUGCCUCAAAUUGUCAUUCAACUCAAAUGCUGACGGUUGGAAGCAUAGACUGCACACCUUAUAUUUCCGAAAGGGGAACAGAUGCCUUUACCGUUGAUAAUGAAUUGACACAUCGAAACUCGUGGAUGCUCCAUCAGAAUCAAGCUAUGGUUCGUAGAGAUUCUAGUGAGGAAGCGUCCAUUUACCAGAGUUACACAAAUCCUCUGUUUAAAUCUCCUGCUCGUAUAAGUUAUUUGUAG